CCGAGCCCUCGGCGGUAUAAUAGGAAGCUCGCUCUUCUACCGAGCACGUAGUGUAAACGUUUGGGUAGAAGCGCCGGGCCAGACUGGGCUGGGCUCCUCCUCGCCGCCGGCCAUCCCGGGCCUGCUCUCUCUUCUGGGCGGCGCUGUCAGCAGCGGGGGAGCGCGCCGAUGGGAGUCCAGGGGCUGUGGAAGCUGCUGGAGGGCUCGGGCCGGCAGGUUAGCCCGGAGGCGCUGGAGGGGAAGAUCCUCGCCGUGGAUAUUAGCAUUUGGUUAAACCAAGCACUUAAAGGAGUUCGAGAUCGCCAUGGAAACUCCAUAGAAAAUGCUCACCUUCUCACUUUGUUUCAUCGGCUCUGCAAACUCUUGUUUUUUCGAAUUCGUCCUAUUUUUGUGUUUGAUGGGGAUGCUCCACUGUUGAAGAAACAGACUUUGGCAAAGAGAAGGCAGAGAAAGGACUUAGCAUCCAAUGACUCCAGAAAAACCACAGAGAAGCUUCUGCAAACAUUUUUGAAAAGACAGGCUAUCAAAUCUGCCCUCAAAAGCAAAAGAAAUGAAGCCCUACCCAGUCUUACGGAGGUUCGAAGAGAGGACAUCUAUGCUUUGCCCCCCUUACAAGAGCAAGAAAAACACAGUUCAGAAGAGGAAGAAGAAAAAGAAUGGCAAGAAAGAAUGGAUCAAAAGCAAGCAUUACAGGAAGAGUUCUUUCAUAAUCCUCAAGCAAUAGAUAUCGAGUCUGAGGACUUCAGCAGCUUGCCCCCCGAAGUAAAGCAUGAGAUCUUGACUGAUAUGAAAGAAUUUACCAAGCGAAGAAGAACAUUAUUUGAAGCAAUGCCAGAGGAGUCCAAUGACUUUUCACAGUACCAACUCAAAGGCCUGCUUAAAAAAAACUAUCUAAACCAGCACAUAGAAAAUGUCCAAAAGGAAAUGAGUCAGCAGCACUCAGGACAAAUCCAGAAGCAAUAUGAAGCCGAGGGGGGCUUCUUGAAGGAGGUGGAGUCGAGGAGGGUGGUCUCCGAAGACACCUCGCACUACAUCUUGAUAAAAGGUGUUCAAGCCAGGAAAGUUGCAGCCGUGGAUUCAGAGUCUCUCCGUCCGUCCAGCAGAGGGCACAGCGAGCGUUUCGGCCUCAAGUCGUCUCCUGGUGAGGAAGCAAAGCCAGAGAAGGAGCUGGAGGCCGCGCCGCCCUCCCCGAGGACCCUGCGGGCCCUGCAGGCGGCUCUGCUGGGGAGCAGCGAGGAAGAGGAAGAGGGGCCGGACGGGCGGCGCAGCACGAGCGGAGCCUCGGCCACCGCGGGUGACGGCCCCGUGUCGCCCCGGAGCCUCUCUGCUAUCCAGAGAGCCCUGGACGGGGACGAGGACGGGGACGGGGACCAGGACCUGGACGAGGACGGGCAGCUGCACGCCGGGGGCAGCGCGCAGGCGGCCCAGCCGGCAGAGAGAGCGCAGCUGCGGCUCAUUGGCCGCGAGGCGGGCGGGGAAGGGGCCCUGCGGCCUAUGGUCCUGGCUGCAGCCGGCGGCCCUGGAGGGGAGCCUGUGGCCGGCGGUGGCGGUGGCGGUGGCCGUGGCGGCUCGCAGGCUCCUGUGCAGCCGGCCUCGCCCGCUCAGGCCAGGGUGGGCUCUGCGGCUGAGGGGCGCCCGGGGCCUCCCCUCCGGGAUCCCGGCCAGGGUGCACACAGCGAUGCCCCUGGGCCGGGGCCGGGGCCGGGGCCUCCCUGGAGCCCAGGUCCCGAGUCGGGGCCCACAUGCCGCAGCCGGGAGCCCAGCCCAUCCGCCAGCCGGGGCCGGGCCUCCGCUCUGCCGAGGGACGCCCCGACCGAAGCCGGGCCGGGCCCUUCCUCCCGCAUCCCCGGCGCAGCCGCUUGGCCAGACUCGAGGGACACGGCAAGUGUCGCAUCGCGGGCAGCUGCGAACUUAGAAGACGCAGGGCCGUCCAGCGCCCAGCAGCGCGGACAUUUCCCGGAAACCGUCCAAGAAUGGGAGAAAACUGAACUGGCGGCCCGGGAGUUCAUUUCGGUCCCGGAGUCCUUGGAGCCGGCGGAAAGGGACUCUGAGGAGAGCGAGUCCGACGGGAGUUUCAUUGACGUGCAGAGUGUGGUCAGUGACGAACUUCAGCCUGAAUCGGAUGAAGCUUCUAAACUCCCCGCCAAACCCCAGGAAGAGGAGCCAGGAGGAACUAAGGAGGGAGAACCCACUGGUGACACCCAGAGCCCCCUACAGGUCGCCUCGGAAAGUGAAGCCUCAGGCGUGGAUCCUUGUAAAGAAGAUGAAAAAGAUGCAGAAGACUCGUUCAAUGAAUGGCAAGAUAUUAAUCUGGAGGAGCUGGAAACCCUGGAGAGUGACCUUUUAGCACAACAGAAUUCACUGCACGCACAAAAGCAGCAGCAAGAACGGGUGGCGUCCACUGUCACAGGACAGAUGUUCCUGGAGAGCCAGGAGCUCCUGCGCCUGUUCGGCGUCCCCUACAUCCAGGCGCCCAUGGAAGCCGAGGCGCAGUGCGCCAUCCUGGACCUCACCGAUCAGACCUCGGGAACCAUCACCGAUGACAGUGAUAUCUGGCUCUUCGGCGCACGGCAUGUCUACAAGAACUUUUUUAAUAAAGACAAGUUUGUGGAAUAUUACCAGUAUGUGGACUUUCACAACCAAUUAGGAUUGGACCGGAAUAAAUUAAUAAAUCUGGCCUACCUGCUUGGCAGUGAUUACACGGAAGGAAUUCCAACUGUAGGUUGUGUAACUGCCAUGGAGAUUCUCAAUGAAUUUCCCGGACGUGGCCUGGACCCCCUUCUGAAAUUCUCAGAGUGGUGGCAGGAAGCUCAGAAGAAUCGGAAAGUAAGACCCAACCCUAACGACACCAAAGUGAAGAAGCAGCUGCGGAAGUUGCAGCUCACACCUGGCUUUCCCAACCCUGCGGUCGCUGAGGCUUACCUCAGACCUGUGGUGGACGACUCAAAGGGCGCCUUUCUGUGGGGCAAACCCGACCUUGACAAAAUCAGAGAGUUUUGUCAGCGGUAUUUCGGCUGGAGCAGGACUAAGACAGAUGAGUCUCUGUCUCCGGUAUUGAAGCAACUGAGUGCCCAGCAGACACAGCUCCGAAUUGAUUCUUUCUUUAGAAUAGCUCAACAGGAGAAACAAGAUGCUAAACGCAUUAAAAGCCAGAGAUUAAACAGAGCUGUGACAUGUAUACUGAGGAAGGAGAGGGAAGAAGCAGCCAGUGAGAUAGAAGCAGCUUCUGUUGCUAUGGAGAAAGAGCCUGAGAUCUUUGGUGAAGUAAAAGAAAAAACUCAGAAGAGAAACCAAGCACAGAAAUCAAAAGAGGCAUCAAGUAUGAAAAGAAAGCCGCUUUCAGAAUCUGAACAAGAGAGUAAAUGUGGCGGGUUUCUGGGGGAGACCUACUUCUCAGAAUCGCCUGAUGCAUCUUCCAAUGAAGAUGCUGGAAGUUUAUCUUUGGGGAACAUACGAAGGAGAAAAGAAGCUAAAGACUCAAAAAUCAGCUCUUCAGAUUUUCAGGACCCAGUUCAAGAAGCUCCCGUGCAGGAAUGGGGUGAAACCAUCAGCAGCUCUAGUGACGAUGAUGGAGAGAAGCCCAAGGCUGUCCUGGUGACUGCCAGACCUGUGUUUGGGAAGAGAAAGAGGAAACUGAGACAUGCAAGAGGAAGAAAAUGGAAAACCUAAUUCGAAAAUAUGUAUUCUCUAUGAUUAUGUGGAACAUUUUGUAAUGAAUUUUGUUGUGAAGACAUUAUAAAAUUAAAUAUAUUUGUACAGUCUUUGUAUUUAGCGUGUGAUAUAAAAAAUAGAUGCAAAACUUGACACUUA
Heterocephalus glaber (naked mole-rat) is the source of this 3810-nucleotide messenger RNA. RefSeq names its product ERCC excision repair 5, endonuclease (gene Ercc5). NCBI's taxonomy places the organism in Eukaryota, Metazoa, Chordata, Mammalia, Rodentia, Bathyergidae. Gene Ontology annotation, cellular component: nucleus. Gene Ontology annotation, molecular function: DNA endonuclease activity; single-stranded DNA binding. The record is from RefSeq and is a predicted model, not a curated record. Gene Ontology annotation, biological process: nucleotide-excision repair.